AUGAAAUUCAGCAAGAAGCUGCAGGAGCGGGCGCACCCCAAGUACAGGGAGCACUACAUCGCCUACAAGGAACUGAAGAAGGCCAUCCGGUUGAUAACAGGGAAAGACACGUCCACGUUCACCAUAAAGGAAGUGACGAGCAACUUCGGCAGCACGCGCGCGCUGAGCGGAGCGGAGUACCAGUCGGCCGAGUCCCGGUUCCAGAGCAUCCUGAAUGAAGAGCUGCAGAAGAUCAACCAGUUCACGCGGGGGGUGAUAGCGGAGUGGUACGGCGACGCGAGGGGGUGCCUGGACAGGCUAGACAGGGUGGAGGAGCAGCACGGGGUGGGAAAGCAGCACGAGGCGGAAGAGCCGCCCCCCCCGGAGCUGCCCCAAAUUGGGGAGAAGCUGAAGGAGCUGGGACAAACGCUGCAAUUUCUGGAGAGCUACCGAAUAGUUAAUUUCAGAGGGUUCACCAAGAUUACCAAAAAAUUUGAUAAGCACAAUGAGGAGGUUGUGAGUUCCUCCUUCUACAUCAGCGUGGUGCUCAGAAGCUUCUUCAUGAGCUACGAUGUGAAUCUGCUGGUGUGCAUCUUAUCUCUUUGCUAUAAGCGCUAUCGGGGGGUUAGAAGUUUGGCACUUGAGGAGGAGCUCUCCACGGGGGGGUCGACUCUCCAUCGGUUAGCGGCCACGGAGAAGAGCCUUCCUCAGGGGGAAACCCCUUCAAGGGAAACCCACCCCAAAGGGACGAGCACACCCAACUUGGAGGGGAAAGCCCCAAAGGGGUCACCCCCAAGGGGAGAACCACACGCUAGCCCCUCUCCCACCUCUCCCAACGAACGCGCGCAACCCCCAGUCGAGGGGGAAAACCCAAAAAAGGCCUCCAAUCACACCAAGUAUAUAGUAAAGGCCCAAGACCUCAUGAGUGCCAAAAUAGAAAUCAGCAAAUACUACUCCUUCCACUGGUACCAUUUGAAGGAAGACGAGUUGAUGCCUCCUCUGGAAAAGUUCUUAGAAUUAAUCUCAGCUUCAAAAAUACAGAACGAUCUCACAACCAUCUACUUUGACGACUGUACACUCAGCAGGUACCACUCAUGUGUCAACCGGAGUAGCCACCACGGGAGGAGUAGCCACUCGGUUAGGUUGCGAUGCUAUAGCUACGUAGAUGCACAGAAGGAGUGCACCAAAACGGUCUUCCAGCAUUUUAAUGUAUAUGAACCCAGCUGUGACCCUAAUGAGAAAUACAUUUUCGCUAAAGAAGUCCCCCAGGAGGACCUCAAAAUAACUUGCGUCGACGAUUUGUAUGGUGUGAAGAAGAAGAGAGGCUCCUCCAGUGGGUCCCAUUCCACGCAGGGUGCGGACUCUACACAUGUGCAGCACUACCAGAAGUGCAUCCGAGAGAUUGAGAGGCACAAACUAAGCAGCUGCCUCAAAAGCAGGUGGAACAGAAUCCACUUCGGCGACGACAAUGUGAGUGGCUAUAUCGAUGAGAAUAUAUGCUACUGGGUGCACACAGAUAAGGGGGCCAUUCACGGGUGUGAGGAGGUCGACUCGGUGGAAGGGGACCACAGUGAUUUGGACCAACUGGAGGAAGCAGAGCGGAUUGGCAGCCCCCCAAGUGGGGGGAACCUCAAAACGCGCAGCGACGAAGAAGGAACCGCCAUUACCAAGGGGAGGAGAAAGUACGCCUACUUCGACUACGCAGUGAUUGACAUCAGCGUAAAGGACCCCUCCAGCGGGGACUUCUCCGUGCAGCUGAGCAACCUAGGGGUUGCUAAAGAAAUAUGGGGGUUCUCUCCCUACGUGCAAGGCAUCUCUAUGCUGUACCCCCACCGCAUCUCGACAGCCCCCCACUGGCGCAUCUUCACGCACCCCGAGUGGGCAAAGGGGAGGAAGAAGCGGGUGAGGAAGAUGCAGAAGGGGGAGAUAGUCGUGGGGGGGGGAAGAAGCAAAGGCGGGGCACUGCAAAAGCAGAAUGAAAAACACAAGGGGGAAACCCCCCAAGGCAGAAACAGCAACCAGUCAGCUUUCCCCCAAGAGGACGUCGACUCAGACCUCAGCUCCAGCGAAAACACAACCGAGUACCCCGAACGGAGGGAGAAUCCCCGCAGUGGGAAGAAGGACGAGCGGAAAAAGGGAAUCACCUACACGGGUGCAUCUGCAAGAAUUGCCCACGAGAGCGAAGUGAUGUUUAGAAACGAAGUCGAAAGGAAUAAACCCGCAUCUGCUCGACACAUCAAUCUGCACAUCGACAGCGCAGGCAGUGGGGACUACCGCAACAACGGGGGCAGUUACAUUCGAGGGGCACGCAGUGGAGACAGUAGCAGCAACUGGAAGAGGUCCCACCAAAGGGAGAAACAACUCACCAUAGGGCAAACCCGUGUAGGACAAUCUCUCGUAGGGCAAACCCGCGUAGGGCAAACCCGCGUAGGGCAAACCCUCCUAGGAGAUAACAACCUGUAUGAACCGCUGCUAGACCCCCUGGAGGAGACAACCCCCUCGAAGGGUAAGAAAUCCCCAUCCUGUAGAAUCACCUCCUUUUUUAAAAAAAUAUUUUUUUGUGAAAACAAAAUUGUAGAAAGGAAGAGACCCAAAACUGCAGUCGUGAGAGUAGAACCCAAGACGUUCUUUGCCAACGAGAGGACCCUCCUGCAGUGGCUGAACACGAGUGUCCUCCUGUCAACCAUCUCCAUCACCCUUUUGAACUUUUCUAAUUCGUAUGGAUUCGCCUCUGGAGUGAUCAUGGCCCCCGUGGCCAUCUUCUUUAUCCUUUACUCCUUCCACAUUUACCUGAAGAGGGCAGAGGCGCUCAUCAACAAGGAGCCCAUCAACUACACGGACAAGGUGGGCCCCGGGGUGCUCGUCAUCACCCUCACCUUCGCCCUCUCCACCGUCGUCCUGCUCAACAUUUACAGCCGCUUGAAGGGCGAGGUGUAA
Plasmodium vivax (malaria parasite P. vivax) is the source of this 2916-nucleotide messenger RNA. RefSeq lists its product as hypothetical. The transcript has 2 exons. The record is from RefSeq and is a predicted model, not a curated record. The coding region runs from base 1 to 2916 and encodes 971 amino acids. NCBI's taxonomy places the organism in Eukaryota, Apicomplexa, Aconoidasida, Haemosporida, Plasmodiidae.